Molecule: messenger RNA, 561 nt
Organism: Debaryomyces tyrocola
Lineage: Eukaryota; Fungi; Ascomycota; Pichiomycetes; Serinales; Debaryomycetaceae
Source: the annotation of a GenBank genome assembly
AUGUCACAAGUUGAAAUCAGCGAACUCGCCAAAGAGAUUAGAGCUUCAUUAAAGCAAUUUCCAAAUUUCCCAAGUGAAGGUAUUUUAUUCGAAGACUUUUUGCCAGUUUUCACCAAACCGGACUUAUUCCAAAAAUUGGUCAGGGCAUUCCAAUUGCACGUUGGUGAGCAAAAAGUGGAUUAUGUUGUCGGUUUAGAAAGUAGAGGGUUCCUUUUCGGACCUACUUUGGCUUUGGCUUUGGGGGCUGGGUUUGUUCCAGUCAGAAAACCAGGUAAAUUACCAGGCCCAGUAUUCACGGCCGAAUUCCAAAAGGAAUACGGUAGUGACAAAUUCCAAAUCCAAAAAGAUGUGAUCGAAAAGGGUGCCAAGGUUUUGAUUGUCGAUGAUAUUUUGGCUACCGGUGGUAGUGCCUCAAGUGCCGGUGAAUUGGUCAAGCAGUCAGGUGGUGACAUCGUUGAAUACUUGUUUGUCAUGGAAUUAGACUUCUUAAAGGGCAGAGAUAAGUUAGGCAAGCCUGCAUUCACCUUGUUGAGUGGACAGGCUGAAAAGUUGCAGAAUUAA